AUGCCAUUUACCCUCACUGAUGGACACAUUGGCGCUUCAAGCCAUACCCCACCACCAUUUAACACCAACCAAAUUCCUGGAACCGCCCACUCCAUCCCUUCUUACCCAACACCACAAAAUACCCACUAUGGCAUCUCUAUACAACCAAGCAUCACCCCACUACCUAAUGACAAAAACACCCCUAUUACUCGAAUUCGCCCUGUUGCUUCUUUCCACACACCUGUCACACCAGGCACAUUCUCGCCCGAUCGAGAAAUUGACCACUAUGAAGAAAUGGAAAAGGCAUGGAAGGCCGAACAGGAAAAAAAGGAGGAAAGGCUCGAGCGGAAGACGACUGCAAUAUUGGAACGAUGUAUGAGGACUACCCUUACUAGCACAGGUCUAAGCUAUGACGAUUUGUGCAUGCAUCCCAAUUUGGAUUUACCCGAAGGUUUCAAAGUACCCCGAUUGGAAUUGUUUAACGGGACAGGCAAUCCUAAGCCGCACUUGCGGGCCUAUUGCGAUCAGUUGGUCGGUGUCCGAGACAAUCAAGCACUUAUCAUGUGA
Lycium ferocissimum is the source of this 546-nucleotide messenger RNA. RefSeq lists its product as uncharacterized. The record is from RefSeq and is a predicted model, not a curated record. Bases 1 to 546 code for a protein of 181 amino acids. NCBI's taxonomy places the organism in Eukaryota, Viridiplantae, Streptophyta, Magnoliopsida, Solanales, Solanaceae. The transcript has a single exon.